CCCAGAAGAAGAAGGCGUCGCUGGCCAGUCUGGACCCGGACGCUCUGAACGUGGAGGUGGGGGAUCAGGUUCUUGUUGCCGGGCAGAAAAACGGCAUCGUUCGUUACUACGGGAAAACAGACUUCGCUCCAGGUUAUUGGUUCGGUGUCGAGUUGGAUCAGGCGACAGGAAAACACGACGGCUCGGUUUUUGGAGUUCGGUACUUCAGCUGCCUGCCGAAAUACGGAGUGUUUGCUCCACCAUCCCGCGUCCAGAGGUGA
Notothenia coriiceps (black rockcod) is the source of this 260-nucleotide messenger RNA. RefSeq names its product CAP-Gly domain-containing linker protein 3-like. Gene Ontology annotation, cellular component: nucleus; cell cortex; microtubule plus-end. The record is from RefSeq and is a predicted model, not a curated record. Gene Ontology annotation, molecular function: microtubule plus-end binding. The annotation marks the transcript as partial. The transcript has 2 exons. NCBI's taxonomy places the organism in Eukaryota, Metazoa, Chordata, Actinopteri, Perciformes, Nototheniidae. Gene Ontology annotation, biological process: cytoplasmic microtubule organization.